CCGGCAUGGAUAAGGAACCAAUGCCUUGCGAACCUUUCCAUGGGAUCAUUUACAUCGGCGACAGCAACCACUGGCAGGUAACGGGGCCAAUGUCGCGCUCAUGGAUGGCUAUAGCCUGCACAUCAAAGUGCGUACCUCCUCUACCCCCAUUUCAUUCCCCAAAACGACAGAUCCUCCCUCUCCACGACCGUCCCCGUCUCCUCGACCUGAUUCUAAUGACAACCUCGGAAAGUCCGACAAAACAUUAAGUAUGAUAGGGUUACGGGCGGAAACCUCCCGAGCAGGCCGACCCACAAAUCGGAAGAGAUGGCAGAUACCCGCGAUCCAUGGGGCGACCCACCACAAGGCUAGUACAAGUACGGAGUACAGUAUCCGCACAGGUAAAACGCCAGGCAGAUUGAUUGUGCUGUAUAGACAUGAUACAUACAUACUUGUAAAUCCAGUUGGCCUCGGGGGACCCCAAUAUCGCAAGUACCCGGCGUCGCUUUUAGGGUACAAAUGGACUAUUGGAAGAGCCUUAGAACUUCAAUGGGCGAGAUUGGCUUUGUGACUCUGUCUCUGACUCACAGUUGAUCGGAGGAUCUUUCCUCCCUUUCCUUUGUUCCUCUUUCCCAUUUUCCGUCCUUCAUUUCUGUUCAAUCUCUCUGCUUGUCAUCAUCGGGGUCAUUCGAGAAUCGACAUGUUUCGAGCCCAGCAGGUGACUAAGGCAGUCAACGCCCUGGCGACGCUUACUCACCAUCCACGGAUACUCAUUACCAUUCUGA
Messenger RNA from Aspergillus glaucus CBS 516.65, 764 nucleotides. RefSeq lists its product as uncharacterized. The record is from RefSeq and is a predicted model, not a curated record. The coding region runs from base 101 to 550 and encodes 149 amino acids. NCBI's taxonomy places the organism in Eukaryota, Fungi, Ascomycota, Eurotiomycetes, Eurotiales, Aspergillaceae. The transcript has a single exon.